AAAGGAACGCUCACUCAUGCACUCACUUUGUCAGGAGACAGAAGAGUGGAGCCAUUUCCUAUGAAGCAGAGGAAAAAUUAUCUGACGUGACAAGUUGUUGGUGAGGGCGGUGUGUCGUCUAAAAGAACCCAUCUAGAUUUGUUUUGUAAACACCUGCUGGCCAUAUUUGGUUUCAAUGGAGCCCACUCCCAUGGUGUUCAAGGAGAAGUUUUUCAUCGUCAUACGGGGGAAGUCACGGAAAGGCUUCUCCCGGGGUUGCAUCGGUCAGGUGGAGGCGGAGACGCAGCGCGGGGAGCUGGUGGGGCUUCUCUACUCCGGGGGCCCCAAUGCAGGGAGCCCCAAGAACGGAGGUGUCGUGCGGAGGGAGGACACGUACACCCUGAGCCGCCACCAAGCCCAGCUUCUUCUCUUCGUCUCUUCGGCCAGCAAACGCUUGAAAGUGCUGUGUAACCCGCAGCUGUUCUCGGCUAUCUGUGAGCUGGCUGUGAAUGACCUGGUGGUGGUGAAGAACAAGAAGGCUCAUCUGCCGGCAAUGGUAAAGAACCUCAUGCAGAUUGGGAGGAAGGAGAACAAAGACGAACUCCAGAUGCUGGCGUUUGAAGUGGAAUAUGUGGACCAUGAUGUGUCUUUACUGUCAAAAAAGCAUGCCCCCCUGCCCCUAUUUAGUGCUGCAGACAUCAUCCAGGUGGUCCCAUCUCACUCUAUCCCUAUUGGACUAAACUGGAACACUGGCCAACAUGGAGGCACAAACAAAAAGGCUAUAACGCACAUCAACUCCAUGACAAAUCUUAGAUCUCAUGGACAAGUGAAAGAAAACCAUAAAGAGAAGAGGAUAAAUCCCAGUCGUAAUCACAAUGCAUCACAUGCACCUUUGGAAGUGGGGUCCUUGGUGGAAGUGGUGUCCAACACGGGCAUCACAGUAUAUGGGGUUGUGAGGUGGCUGGGUAUCCCUGACGGAAAAACUUCCGAAUGGGCUGGGAUCGAAUUGGACUACAAUGUGAACCAUUGCUCCGAUGGAACAUACGGGGGCCAGCGGUUGUUCAGUUGCAAAAAGGGCAGGGCUUUGUUUGUCCCUGUCACUAAAUGCAGCCCCGAUAGCAGGUUUGUCUGCUCAUCUACAGCAGAUGACACCAUCAACCAAGUGGAAAUUCCUCCAGUUCCUUCAUAUGUGGACUCUGAGGACUAUGUGGCACCCAUUGCUGAAUCAGAGGCCAUAUCUUUGUUAGUAGGAAAAAUGAAAGGGAUUCAGGGUCACAUCAACUCCUGCUAUCUGGAUGCCACUCUUUUCAGUUUGUUCAGCUCAUCUGUGACCCUGGAUAAUAUCUGCCACAAGCUUGCUGACACUGUGCAGCCCAUUGCUUCUACACUCAGAAAAAUAGUCAAUCGUUUACGCAGACAAGGGUUUGUGCCUGCUGCGAAUGUAAUGAAUUUUCGCAAUCAGCUUGGCUGUGACACCUUUCGAACCGUGGAAAAAGACCCAGAGGAAUUCAUCACACUUCUCUUUCAGACCGUUCUCGGCAUUGAGCCAUUGCUUAAACUCAGGUCGAGAAAUGAAAGUUGUCAGGGGACUUACACGUUCCAGAUCUUUCUGGAAAAAGAGCAGAUUACGCAGAUACCCACAGUUCAACAACUGCUGGACACUUCCUGCCUAUCGUGUGAUAUCAAGUUUGAAGAGAUGCCGUCUUGUCUGAUAGUUCAAAUGCCAAGGUUUGGAAACAAGUAUAAAAUGUUUUCUCACAUCAUUCCCUCCAUGGAGCUGGACAUGACAGACCUCCUGUACAACUCUCCAAGGCAAUGUUUCAUCUGUGGGCAAUUGGCAGAAGAUGAGUGUCUCCAGUGUCUGCCAGAUCCCAAACUGCAUCCAGGGAGAAUAAAACAGUACUGCACAACCUGCAACAUGCAGGUGCACAGACAUUUGUCGCGGCAGGGGCAUUCCCCACAGCCUCUGUCAGUUCCAGCUGAGGUCGCCACAGCUAUCCCUACAGCCCGACACAAGAUGCAGUUGUUUGCGGUGCUAUGCAUUCACACCAGCCACUAUGUGUCCUUUGUCAAAUCUGGCUCUGACCCACACUCCUGGCUCUUCUUUGACAGCAUGGCAGACAGAUGGGGUGAUGAUCAACGGGGCUUCAACAUCCCAGAGAUCCGAGCUUGUCCAGAGUUGGGUGACUUUUUGUCCCAGUCUGAUGAGGAGCAGGCACGGGCUAACCCCUCGUACGCUCCUGAACUUGUGCGCCGGCUGCUGUGUGACUCCUACAUGUUUUUAUAUCAGAACCCAGCAAUGACUUGUUCUAAUUCAAAUCAUCAGGAGCCUUAAAUGUAUGAAGACAAGGACGCUGUGUUCUGGCAAUAGCGCUUUAAUAAUAACUUUGCACUUUAUCAACCAGAUUUCAUUUUUUUUUUGCAUCCAAACAGGAAUGACUGGUAUUGUUUUCAAAUACCAAAAAAAUCUAAUAAUGUUUAGGAGGAAACGCUGUGGUAUUUUACUACAAUUUUGUUUUACAUAUUCGGACAUCUCAGGAGUACAACAUUUAUUUUUUUUUAUAGUCCUUUUUGUCAUAAAUUAUGGCUAUGUAUGGGGAUAUUUCAAAUGUAGCAUGUA
Messenger RNA from Syngnathoides biaculeatus (alligator pipefish), 2599 nucleotides. RefSeq names its product cylindromatosis (turban tumor syndrome), b (gene cyld2). Gene Ontology annotation, biological process: protein K63-linked deubiquitination. The transcript has 14 exons. Bases 176 to 2314 code for a protein of 712 amino acids. Gene Ontology annotation, cellular component: cytosol. Gene Ontology annotation, molecular function: K63-linked deubiquitinase activity; cysteine-type deubiquitinase activity. NCBI's taxonomy places the organism in Eukaryota, Metazoa, Chordata, Actinopteri, Syngnathiformes, Syngnathidae. The record is from RefSeq and is a predicted model, not a curated record.